AUGCAGUUAGAGUGGGUGAGCACUUUGUGCUGGGUCCCAUGCCCAGGAGCCACCCCUGGUGAUGCCGCAGUAGAUACAGACACCCGCCUGUGUCACUCUGCCUGCAGCCCACCAGCGGAAAUAGGCACUGGGGCAAACCCUGAGUCAGUGCUGAAGGGAGGUGGUGGUCCCCAGCAUCCCAGGUGCUGUGCCCGGGGAUGCAUGCCAGAACUUGCUUUGCACAGAGCCAGAAUAUCCUGUCAAGAGUCAGGGCCAUGCAUGGCACGUACUGAAUCUCACCCCUCAAUGCUUUCACCCUUUCCAUUUGUUCUCUCCCCAGACUCCAAAGUCUUUCUCAUCUACAACACGGGCACGCAGGGCUGCCUGGAGACCAAGGACUCGCUGGUGCGACUGGCCAAGGGCUGCAACGCCAGUUCCACAGCCCAGCAGUGGAAAUGGGUCUCCCGAAAUCGCCUGUUCAAUGUGGGGGCCAUGCAGUGCCUGGGAGUAUCAUGGCAUGGGACCAAUGCCACAGCAGGGCUUCACCUCUUGGCCACCUAUGAGUGCGACCGUGAGUCAGUCAACAUGCGCUGGAGCUGCCGCGGGCUCGGGGAGCAGCUCUCGCAGCAUCUAGGUGCCCGCCUGGGCAAUUCCUCCCUGGACAGGGGGGACCAGGUGCAUGGCUCACAGUGGAGGACGUACGGCACCGAGGAAGAUCUGUGCUCCAUGUCCUACUCUGAGAUUUACACCAUCCAGGGCAACUCCCAUGGGAAGCCCUGCACCAUCCCCUUCAAGUACGACAACCAGUGGUUUCACGAGUGCACCAGCACAGGACGGGAGGAUGGGCACCUCUGGUGUGCCACCACCCAGGACUAUGGCAAGGAUGAGCGGUGGGGCUUCUGCCCCAUAAAGAGCAAUGACUGUGAGACCUUUUGGGACAAGGACCACCUCACAAACAGCUGCUACCAGUUCAACUUCCAGUCGACCCUGUCAUGGCAGGAAGCCUGGAAUAGCUGUGAGCAGCAAGGGGCCAACCUGCUGAGCAUCACAGAGAUCCAUGAGCAGACCUACAUCAAUGGUCUGUUGACUGGGUACAGCUCCACGCUCUGGAUUGGCCUGAAUGACCUGGACAUCAAUGGAGGCUGGCAGUGGUCAGACAACUCACCCCUCAAGUACCUCAACUGGGAGAAUGACCAGCCUGACAACCCCAGUGAGGAGAACUGCGGGGUGAUUCGCACCGAGUCGUCCGGGGGAUGGCAGAACCGUGACUGUGGCAUCGCUCUCCCCUACGUCUGCAAGAAGAAGCCCAACGCCACGGCCGACCCCUUCCUGGCGGACUCGUGGUCAGAGGUGAAGGUGGACUGCGAGCCCAGCUGGCAGCCCUUCCAGUCCAACUGCUACCGGCUGGUAGGAGAGAAGAAGAGCUGGCAGGAGGCGAAGAAGACCUGCCUGCGGAGUGGGGGUGAUUUGGUCAGCAUCCACACGCUCUCUGAGCUGGAAUUUGUCACCAAGGAGAUCAAGCAAGAUGUGGAGGAGCUCUGGAUUGGCCUAAAUGACCUCAAGCUGCAAAUGAACUUUGAGUGGUCAGAUGGGACACCUGUGAGGUUCACGUACUGGCACCCCUUUGAGCCUAACAACUUCCGUGACAGCCUGGAGGACUGUGUUACCAUCUGGGGACCGGAAGGGAGGUGGAAUGACAGCCCCUGUAACCAGACCCUGCCCUCCAUCUGCAAAAAGCCUGGUCGGGUGAGCCAGGAGAAGGAAGAGGAUGACCACGGGUGCCGAAAGGGCUGGAAGUGGCACAGCCCAUCCUGCUUCUGGCUGGGCGAGGACCGUGUGCCCUACAGUGAUGCCCGCAAGACAUGCUCUGACUACAGCUCCACGCUGGUUACCAUCACCAACAGGUUUGAGCAGGCGUAUGUGAGCAGUCUCAUCUAUGGCUGGGAUGGGGAGUAUUUUUGGACAGCUCUGCAGGACAUCAAUGAGACAGGUGCAUUCCACUGGCUGAGCGGUGAUGAGGUGACGUACACUCACUGGAACCGCAACCAGCCCGGUUACAACAAGGGUGGCUGCGUGGCCCUGGCCACCGGCAGCUCCAUGGGGCUGUGGGAGGUGAAGAACUGCAGCACCUUCAAGGCCAAGUACAUCUGUCGACAGAACUUGGGCACCCCAGUCAAUCCUGAACUGCCCAGUCCUUUCCCCACGCCCAGCCUCACUGCCACCUGCCCCCCAGGAUGGAGCUCCGACCCCAAACUUCGUCACUGCUACAAGGUAUUCAACUUCGAAAAGCUGCAAGAGAAGAAGACGUGGAUCGCUGCACAGGAAUUCUGCCGGGAGCUGGGAGCCCAGCUGCUCAGCCUAGGCAGCUAUGAGGAGGAGCAUUUUGUUGCCAACACCCUCAACAAGAUUUUUGGGGAGUCAGAACCGGAGCUUCAUGAGCAGCACUGGUUCUGGAUUGGCCUGAACCGGCGGGACCCUGCUGGGGACCAGAGCUGGAGGUGGAGUGACGGGCUGGGGUUCUUCUACCACAACUUCGACCGCAGCAACUAUGAUGAUGAUGACAUCCGGAGCUGCACAGUGCUGGAUCUGGCCUCCCUGCAGUGGAUGCCGAUGCAGUGUGAAGCCCAGCUGGACUGGAUCUGCAAACUGCCCAAAGGUGCUGAUGUGAAGGAGCCAGAGAUCACAACCCAAGGCAGCAAAGAGUGGGUGAAGUACCAGGAGGCUGAGUACAAGUUCUUUGAACACCACUCAACAUGGCUGCAGGCAAAGCGCAUCUGCAGCUGGUUCCAGGCUGAGCUGACGUCAGUGCACAGCAAGGCCGAGCUGCAGUUCCUGGGCCAGAACCUGAAGAAGUUCUCCAGGGGCCAGGAGCAGCACUGGUGGAUUGGGCUGCACACCUACGAGAACGACGGGAGGUUCAAGUGGUCUGAUGGGUCCCUCCUCAACUUUGUCUCUUGGGCACCAGGCAAGCCUCGGCCCAUCAGCAAGGACAGGAAGUGUGUGUACAUGACAGCCAGCCGAGAGGACUGGGGGGACCAGAAGUGCAUGACAGCACUUCCUUACAUCUGCAAGCGAAGCAACGCGACAGCUGUGAAGCCUUCCCUCUUUCCGGUACCUGCUGCCACAAGUGGGGGCUGUCCCCAAGGCUGGCUGCCCUUCCUCAGCAAGUGUUUCAGCUUCAAUGGCCACAACAAAGGCGAGACAGUGAAGUGGCCUGAGGCGAAGCAGUUGUGUGAGAGCCAGGGUGCCAUCCUGGCCACCAUUGCCAGCCCCCUGGAGCAGGCCUUCAUCACUUCCAUGCUGCCCAACAUCUCCUUGGACCUCUGGAUUGGCCUGCACGAUGCCCAGGGGGAGUUCCAGUGGGUGGAGGGGGAACCGCUGCGGCACGUGAGCUGGGCACCUGGAGAGCCCUCAGGCUGCAGCUCCUCCAGCCCCAAUGACAAGCCGACCAACUGCGUUGUGGUGUGGCAUGGCUCACCCCCCCUCUUCACGGGACGCUGGGAUGACCGGAGCUGCCUGGAGGAGAAACACGGCUAUGUCUGCCAGCGAAGCAUAGACCCGGCCCUGAGCCCUGCGCAGGCACCAUUCCCCCUUUCUCCUACUGGCACCCUCUUUUACCACAACAGCACUUACCGCAUCCUGCAGAAACCCCUCAGGUGGCACGAGGCGCUGCUGCUUUGCGAGACCCUCAAUGCCACCCUGGCCACCAUCUCCAACCCUUACAGCCAGGCCUUCCUCACACAGGCCGUCAGCAGCCUGCAGGCUCCGCUCUGGAUUGGGUUGGCCAAUGAUGAGGGAGGCCGGAGCUACUCAUGGCUGACGGAGGAGAAUCUCAUCUACACCAACUGGCAGGACGGGGAGCCUCAACAGAUCACUGGCUGCUCCUACAUGGACACGGACGGGAGCUGGCGCACAGCUGGCUGUGACACCAGGCUGCAGGGGGGCAUCUGUCAGUUCCAAACAGGUCACCCCCGCACGCACAAGUGGACCUACAGUGGCAGCUGUCCCAAAUCGCUGGAGGACUCGUCCUGGAUCCCCUUCCGGGAUCACUGCUACACCUUCCACAUGGAGAUCACUCUUGGGCAGAAGGAUGCCAUGAAGAGGUGCCAGAAAGUUGGCGGCACAGUGUUGUCCAUCCAGGAUGAAAUGGAGAAUGUCUUUGUGUGGGAGCAUCUCCAGGCGUAUGAGGGCCUUUCCAAGGGGGCCUGGCUGGGCAUGACCUUCAACCCCAAAGGUGGCACCUUGGUUUGGCAUGACAACAGUGCUGUGAACUACUCCAACUGGGGCCAGCAUGACACGGGGCCCAGCAUGCUUAGCCAGAACAGCUGCUACUGGAUCCAGAGCAGCAACGGCGUGUGGCGUCUAGGCUCCUGCACAAACGUAACCAUGGGGGUCAUUUGCAAGAUCCCCCGAGUGGAGGAGAGCAGCUUUUCCAGGGCAGCUCUGCCAGAGAACACAACAACCAUCGCAGUGGUUGUGCUGUCGACACUGGCACUGUGCACCGUGCUGGGGGUCGUCAUCUUCCUGUACAAGCGCCGACAGGGCGCAGAGCAGGGCGCCUUCGAGAGCGCUCGCUACAGCCGCACCACCUCCAACCCCAGUGAAUCUGCUGAGAAGAACAUCCUGGUGUCAGACAUGGAGAUGAACGAGCAGCAGGACUAAUGGCA
Melozone crissalis (California towhee) is the source of this 4646-nucleotide messenger RNA. RefSeq names its product mannose receptor C type 2 (gene MRC2). The transcript is spliced from 29 exons. Bases 1 to 4641 code for a protein of 1546 amino acids. The record is from RefSeq and is a predicted model, not a curated record. NCBI's taxonomy places the organism in Eukaryota, Metazoa, Chordata, Aves, Passeriformes, Passerellidae. Gene Ontology annotation, molecular function: signaling receptor activity.